UGCCGAGCUAUGAUCGGACCCGAAAGAUUGGCAGAUAUUCAGUGUUCCAGGGCACGGCAUCUGAUUUAGUGGUUCAGGUCGUACUGAUUGCUGAAUCAAUGCGUUUGCAGGCAAUGAUGGCAACGUAUGGCAUACAAACACAGACGCCUCUGGAGGUGGAACCGGUCCAGAUAUGGCCGCCCUCUCAGUUGGUCAAAAUGUACGAACUUUUGGGUAUAAACGUCAAACUUGGUCUAAAGGGUAGACCCGCCCGACCUAUCGGUGCUUUAGGCACCAGUAAAUUGUACAGAAUAUUCGGCCAAACAGUGCUCUGCUAUCCCCUCACUUUUGAAUUGUCGGAUUUCUAUUUGUCUCACGACAUGGCCCUACUUAUCGAUGACAUCAAAAAUGAGUUGCAUUUUGUGGGCAAAUACUGGCGAAUGUCUGGUCGGCCGACAGUUUGUAUACUCAUUAGAGAAGAACACUUACGAGACGUGAACUUUAAGGAAAUGCUCGACCUUUUAGUUGAAUUCAAAAAGGGUUACUUACAGUCGGGCCUUAAGAUCAAAACGGGUCGACUGCAGAAUCUGAUCAGUUCAUCAUGUUUUGAACACUUGGAUUUCCUCCACUUAUUCCCGUCCGAAGCGUUGCCCAAAUUGGAGAGCUUUCGCCAAUUGGAGCACACGAUGGGAGUCGGCUAUCAAUCACUCACUGAUAUCCCGAAAGCUCUUGUCUAUAGCGAACCAAUGGAUGUGGACUUUAAGGCACUGUACGAACACANAUACAUUAUGGUAUGAAUGGAUACCUCGACAACCAUUGCUCUGUAUUCU
Medioppia subpectinata is the source of this 809-nucleotide messenger RNA. NCBI's taxonomy places the organism in Eukaryota, Metazoa, Arthropoda, Arachnida, Sarcoptiformes, Oppiidae. The record is from the annotation of a GenBank genome assembly.